Meriones unguiculatus (Mongolian gerbil) is the source of this 2003-nucleotide messenger RNA. RefSeq names its product large ribosomal subunit protein eL33-like. The record is from RefSeq and is a predicted model, not a curated record. Gene Ontology annotation, cellular component: ribosome; cytosolic large ribosomal subunit. Gene Ontology annotation, biological process: ribosomal large subunit biogenesis; cytoplasmic translation. The transcript has a single exon. Lineage: Eukaryota; Metazoa; Chordata; Mammalia; Rodentia; Muridae. The coding region runs from base 557 to 889 and encodes 110 amino acids. Gene Ontology annotation, molecular function: structural constituent of ribosome.
AGAACACUACAAAUAAUCAAUAAACAAUUUCUUUUUUUUUUUUAAAGAGUAGUUGUAAGCACCCAUUUGGUUAUCUCCAGCUUCCUAUUGAAAGCUUAGAAAACCACUCUGGUAGCAUGCAAAAUGCCAGAAUAACUUUCCUUUGUUUACAGUUUUUUAUUACUACCUGGUGGUAGCUCAUGCCUUUAAUCCCAGAAGCAGAGGAAGGUAGAUCUCCGAGUUAAGGCUCAGCCUGGUCUACAGAGAGCGUUCCAAGACAGCCAGAACUAUACAGAGAAGCCCUGUCUUGGAAAACAAAUGAACAAACAAAAAAAUAGUUACUUAUUUUAAUUUAUAUGUGAAUGUUUUUCCUACAUAUGUGUAGACAACAGCUGCUUGGGCUGAUUUAGAUAUAUUGGAUAUUCUAAGAAUCCAGAAAUACUGGAAUAAUUCCAGGGUUGCUAGCCCAAAUAUCUUAUACUAAUAGUAUACCUUAUACUACCAAUAAGAAGAGUCUGCUUCUGAAAUUCAGGGUCAGAUUUCUGGGGCCUGGGAACAGGACUUUUAAGCAGCAAACAUGUUUGGAAGGCUGUGGUGCAAAGCCAUUUUUGCUGGCUACAAGAGAAGUCUCUGGAACCAAAGAGAGCACACAGCCCUUCUUAAAAUUGAAAGAGUUUGUGCCCGAGAUGAAACCGAAUUCUACCUAGGCAACAGAUGUGCUUAUGCGUAUAAAGCAAAAAACAAUACAGUGACUCCUGGAGGCAAACCAAACAAAAGCAGAGUGAUCUGGGGAAAGGUAACUUGGUCCCAUGGAAAGAGUGGCCUGGUUCACACCAAAUUCCAAAACAACCCUUCUCUGAAGGCCAUUGGACACAGACUCCCUGUGAUGCUGUACCCAUCCUGGAUUUAAACUAAUGAAAAGUAAAUAAAUCAAAGUGGAUUUAUGGGGGGACCUAAGUUUGUAGGGUAAGAAUUUUAAACGUGCUGUUAAAAGGCGACUUUGGGGUAUGCAAGAUGUUCAGUGUGCAGCAUGCCAACUCGACACAGGGAGGUUAGGGCUGGGAGAAGCUUCAGUGGGGGGACUUGAAACCAGCAGACGUACGACUGUUAAAGGAGAGAGUGAAGGGAUGGAAAGAGAAUCAAAGGUAGAACAUGUUUUAAAACUCAAAGUAACCAAGAAAUCUUCAGGAGGGUAGACAGGGGAAGAAGAAACAUGAAAACUAGGUCAGAGGAACCUGGAUCCCCUUAAAGAUGUGGCUCAGAGGUAGAGCACUUGCCUAGCUGAGAUGGAGAAAGAUGAAGUAUUUUAGAGACUUUGGGAAAGGAACUGACAGGACAGGAGAGUGUGAUAGUGGUCUCUACAGAUGAGACCCAAAUAGAGAAGUCAGUCUUAAAUAGGAGGAUUAACUUGUCUCCAGAGAAUGAAGGGCUGGAGAUAAGAGUUGAAGUAGAAAUAGAUUUUGUAUUAGGGUUGGAAAAUUAGGGAAACUGACACCUUAUGAUGUUCUCUGAUGAGAAGAAAAAGAGAUUGGUUGUAGGUGAAGUUUUGAGUUUGAAGAAGCUGAUGUGGUUUUAUCAUGAUAACCUAGAGGAAUUCUUCUAAGAACUGGUCAAGGAUAGGUGAUUGACAAGUUGGGUUGCAAGGUGAAGGCCAUAAAUUCAGAUUCACCUAACACGGGUGGUACCUCAUGGCCAUAGUUACUGCACUAUUGCAAGGUUGUAUUCUCUUUUGCCACCUCUGUUCUGUUCUCAGUGUAGUUAUCUGUGACAUUAAACCUUUCUAGGCUGAAUGUUCACCUUUAUAGUCUCUUCAGAAAUUUUGCAGCCCAUUUAGUUAGGUAACGGGAGUAAGUAUUUAUUCCUAGGAUGAAGGUGCUUUAAGACAGUAUUUCUAUGGUUCAGUGUUAAAUCAAGGAUGCUUUAGGCAUACGUUAUUCUAUCAUAACUAGCUUUAUAGUCUAUGAGUAGAUUAAUUUCCUCUAUUAGUCCUGUUCUUCUGUUGGAAAUUGCCUAAUCUUCUUGAU